Molecule: messenger RNA, 4395 nt
Organism: Pocillopora meandrina
Lineage: Eukaryota; Metazoa; Cnidaria; Anthozoa; Scleractinia; Pocilloporidae
Source: the annotation of a GenBank genome assembly
AUGAGGUUUAUUUGCGGGCCGGAAAGCCCUCGAAAAAAGGACAGUCUUUGGUCUAAUGUCGUCUGUUUAUGUGCUUCCUUAUCUCAAGUCCUUGUAAUGGGUAUUUGCCAAGGGUUUGGUGUGUUCUUGCCAGCCAUUAUGGACGAGUUUCAUACUAGCCGAGAAUUCACCGGUGAGUCUGUUUGCAAAAUUAUUUCUUAUACGAGUACUUUCAAUGAGUUUUGGAGUAUUUAAAAAUCAGACUGCAUAAGUGAGUGAGAUGUUUCCUCGCCCUAUUUUUCCCUCAUGAAUAACCCUAAAAAAUUAUAUUUGCUCGUAAUGUGCAACAUCAUGUCGUUAGCUGCCCAGUUUGUUUGAGCACAGGCCGCCCAAGCUCCAGCUGUGAGAUGAUCAUCUUGCGAAAUUAUAAGAGUUUGUAUGGGGAUAUUUACGACCGCUCUUAGUAAUAAAAAAUGACAAAUUCUCCAUUUAUCGUUAUGCAUUUCUAGGUUUACUACGUAAGGGACGCUUCUCUUACGUAAUAAACCUAGAAAUGGACAACACGCUAAAACACAGGCGGCCUAAGCUCACGUCUCGAGAAAAAGCCAACGAUAAAUUCAUGAACGCGUCACGCGUUGUGUUACUCGGUGUUAAGUUACGGGAGGAACCGUUGAAAAUUUGAACACGUUAUAAGGAAUAGUGUGGGGAACGAAAUAUGGUCGAUUUACAACGAUAAAUAUUUCGAAAUAUGAAUAUUUUACACGUAAAAUCAAUAAAACUUACUCAUGCCCUGUGUAUCCGUCAUAGUUUCUGGCGAUUUCUGCCGUUUUAAGCUUGCUUUACCAUCACUGUUAUCCAUGUCAAAAGACGACUUCAUAUUUCGAAAUAUUUAUCGUUGUAAAUCGACCAUAUUUCGUUCCCCAUACUAUUCCUUAUAACGUGUUCAAAUUUUCAACGGUUCCUCCCAUAACUCAACACCGAGUCACAAAACGCGUGACGCGUUCAUGAAUUUAUCGUUGGCUUUUUCUCGAGACGUGAGCUUGGGCCGCCUGUGGCUAAAAUGGGUUCUUUUCAAAAUAGUUAGCGGUCAGAUAAUAAGCAAUACACUGUGGAAGUAAUUUGAGGUAUUUUCAUUAAGAAUUUGACCGUAUUUUUUUAUUCCAAAGAGCGGUCGUUAAUAUUCCCAUACAAACUCCUACGCUUGCGCCAUGACUCUUAAUUUGCAAGAUGAUCAUCUCACAGCUGGAGCUUUGGCCACCUGUGAUAGGGUGGGCGUCAGGGUGACCUUGAACAGCCGCAACGUCUGGAAAUUACUUCAAAUCCUAAACGACUGAACGACGUAUUUUCCUUUGGGUGGGGGAUAAGAACCGUAAGCGAAAAACUUGUAUUAUGUCAACUAAGCGACAGAGAUACGCUGAUGUUAUGAAGCCAUUUACAUCAGGAAAACAACACUCCAGGAGAAAAACAAAGUGCGACGAGCCCCAUAUUGCUUUUUGUCACACUCAACAUAAUCUAUCAAUGACCAUCCUUAAAAAGAUCCUUUUACAAGUAAGCAACUGGCAAAUUGUUUAGAGGCAGCCUAAGCCUCACAAGAUUUAUAAAAAGCUUCCCUCAGUUUCAUGUAAAAAGUGGGGAAAAUAAUUUUUAAAGACAUGCUCAUCAGAGCAAAGGUCGAAAGGUCAGUUACUUCGAAGUAACCUAACCACGAAAACAGCAAGAGUCGCGUCGGCCUAUCGCCAACAGUAAAUGAGCUUGGAUUCUGCGUUGGAAUUUGUGGCCGCCCGGUCAUUUUGAGCUUGGAUUUUUGGCUUGUGUAGCCUUAGGCUUCUCUUAUGCAGUAAACCUAGAAAUGGAUAACUCGCUAAAACGCAUAUCGUUCAAGUUUUAUUUGUGAAAAUUAGGUUUAUAUCGGAUCAUAUCCCUUCGCAAUGCGCCCUUUCUCUCAAGUUUCCUUCGCAAUGCGCUCUUUCCCCAGGCAAACAGCGGCUGUGAAGGAGAUGACUGGUUUAUUUUUCCUUUGUUUUAACAAUCUGUUGUUGAUUAAUGAAGUAUUACCAAAAGGUGUGAAGUGUUAUCUCUCUUGAUUUAUCCACAGCCUGGAUUGGCUCAAUAGCCUUUGGAAUGAGCUUUUGCCUGUCUCCUGUGGCUGGUCGAUUGUGUGACCGCUUAGGCUCGCGUUACGUGGCGAUAAUCGGCACUGUAUUCUGUUCCCUGGGGCUCAUCCUAACUUCCUUGGCAAGAAAAGUUGAGCUGUUCUUUCUCACUCAUAGCGUGAUGUUCGGGCUCGGGGCUUGCUGCUGCCGGACAGUGAACUUCCUAAUAACAGCCAAGUAUUUUGUCAAGCGAAGGUCGUUUGCGACCGGGCUGGUCACAGCGGGAACUGGUUUGGGGAUUUUCGCUUUAGUGCCGAUAGCUCAAAUUCUGAUCGAUAACCUUGGCCUCAGCGGAGCAUACAGGGUUCUUGGUGGUGUAGUUUUGGCGAACUGUCUCCUUGCGUUGAGUUUUGAUCCUAAUGUAGAGGAAGAAGUAGCAUCAGUGGUGCAAGAAAACACAAAGAAAGGAACCGAGGAACCGCAGAGAAACCAGCAAAAACUUAUCGAUUUAUCAGUCUGGAAAGUACCUACUUUUGCCAUUGUAACUUUGAGUUUUACAGGAAUAUCCAUUGUACUAAAUACACCCCAGUUUCACUUGGUAAGUGGUAACAUAUUCUGUACAUUUCGUGUCAGAUUGUCACCGUACUUUCUUUAUUGACUCGAUCUCCUUCCCGAAACACCAGCGGUUUUCUGUGUUCUAGAUUCGAAUUUUACUGGCCUCUUAUAGGUCACAUGGCCUUUGAUAAGUAAAAGUGUAUCCAGAGGGGGAUACAUUUUGAUCUGCUGGCUAGAUAAACUGGACUGGAUCCUGAACUGACCUAUGAAUCGGACUAUGGACUGAUGUCUUCAACAGCCAACAGUAUUAGUGAUAAUUGAUAACUUCAUUUACGGAUUGCAAAGGUGUCCUCUUAAUUAUUUACUUCAACAUACCACAGGUUCGGUUCUGCAAAGACUUGGGUAUCCCUGAAGAUAAGUCCUCCAAGCUGUUGAUGAUCUAUGGCCUCAGCUCUUGCGUUAUGCGGAUAGCCUCCGGUAAAUUGUGUGACAUCAAAUGGAUAAACCCGAUUUAUGUUUACCAAAUUGGACUAUUUACUAUUGCUGUGGCGGUGAUAUCAUUCGGUGUAGUCUCUGCCUAUCUCCCUCUCUGUGUUGUUAGCGUUUUCUAUGGGAUCGGAGAUGGAAUAAGUCUUUCAUUAACCAAUCUUCUGCUGCUGACCGCAGUGGAGCCUGAAAGACGAGCUUCCGCAUUUGGAUUGGGUAACAUGUUCAUCUCGAUUUCCAUGACAGUUGGUGCGCCACUAGCUGGUUAGUAAAAUGAUAUUUUCAGUUGUGAAGUGAAAUUCUCGUGGUUUUGGUUACUCAUGUAGCUCUACAAUAGUUUUAUAAAUGAUUAUGUUUUGUUUGUCCCGAAAAUCCAUUAACCUUAACCGUGCUCGGGCGUGACACGAGUUUGAUUAGGAGGAAAAAGCCCCAUGUUCUUUUUUUUCGAUUUAGGUGGCCUUAUUUCAAGAUGACACCUUGUCUGUAGAACCACAAUGUCAGAAAGCGAAACCAUGAUUAGUUUUUAGUAAGUGCGCUGACAAAGGGCUACCAUUCGAAACGUCGGCUUUAGAAACUCUAUACGGAGGCCAAUUUACAUUAUCAACUCAGUUGAUAAAACCAAAUUAUUUUGUUAGACUUCCUCACCGACGCAGCACCGCAGUCUCUCUAGAAAAUAACCCUCCCCCCCCUUAUUCUUUAUUAGUUUUGUAUAGUUCACAAGAAUAUUGGGUUAAACUGGACUUCCAACUCACAAGUUCAGUCAGUGGUUUCAUUGUACUUCGAAGAGCCGACCUUCUAAGGAACGUGAAUAGCAAAGAAUUCCUUCCACACGGUUCUUCUUGAGUUUGCCGGCUCAUUCAAUUUCAUAUAGCCAAGGAAUGUUAUACUUAGUUUUUCCUCCUGUACCAACAAAACACUUCUGCUUUUCGCUUGAGACAAAGGAAGAUUUGAUCGGUCUCAUCCAUCAUUCUAUGCCAACUAAAAUUUAUUGAAAUCACUCAUUACAGCCGACAAAUUGUCACCUCCUUUCAUCCUUAAUCCUAGUGAGAAUGGGUAUUUUCUACUGAGAUGACUUAAACUGUCAUCUUGUACUGAUAGUGGCUACCCUUUUUAAUUGGCAGGCUUCAUCGCGGACAAAGCGGGCUCUUAUGAGUUGGCAUUCUACAUUGCUGGUUCCAUGGGUAUGAUAUUUUUUUGUAUUCCAUUUAUCUUGCUGUGCCUAAGAGGGAACGCGAAUCAGCGGGAAGAAAUAAGGGCGACAAAAGAGAGUGACGAAGUUUAA